AUGCUACUAAAUGAGUCUGUAAUUGAAAGUCUGCCGAAGGGAACUUUAUCCAGGGUUGCGUAUCAUUUUUCCGUAGGAAAAAGGUCAGUUGAGCGCCUUUGGCAUGCUGCUAAGUUAGCUAUUCGAAAUGGUGUUCCGGUUGACGUUUCAUCAAAAAUGGUGAAAAAGAUUGGUCGUAAGAAGAUUCAAAUCGAUUUUGAAAUGAUGAAAUCCAUUCCUUAUAGUCGCCGAACAAAUAUAAGAUCCACAACGAAGGCGUUGGACAUGUCAAAAACAACAGUGCAUAGAAGAGUCAAAGAAGGAAGCAUUAAAGCGCAUUCAAAUGCUAUGAAACCAGGUCUUAAACUGAGUACAAAGAUACCUAGGUUGAAACACUGUCUUUCCAUGGUCGAUGAAAGCUUAUCCCCAGCAAAAUUUCAUGCCAUGUAUAACCGUAUCCACAUCGAUGAGAAAUGGUUUUAUAUGUCUAAGACGUUGCAAAAAUAUUAUCUUCAUCCACUAGAAGAAGAGCCUCUUCGUACAUGUCAUAGCAAGCGAUUUCUUCCAAAAAUUAUGUUUCUAUCCGCUGUGGCUCUUCCUAGAUUUGAUGCAGCUGGAAAUGUUAUUUUUGAUGGGAAAAUUGGAAUACGGGCAUUUGUUUUUAUGGUGGCUGCACAGAGAACAAGCAAAAACCGGGUAGCUGGAACUAUAGAGAUGAGACCAAUGAAAUCGGUCACGAAAAUAGUUACUCGUUCAUUUUUAAUCGAAAAACUACUACCUGCAAUCAAACAAAAAUGGCCACAUGACGGUAGCACAAUCUUUGUUCAACAGGACAACGCGAAGCCUCAUAUAAGUAUCACAGAUAGGGAGUUUUGUGAAGCCGUUCGACAAUCAGGUAUGGACGUUCAAAUGUGUUUUCAACCAGCAAAUAGUCCUGAUUUAAAUACCAAUGAUCUUGGGUUUUUUAGAUCAAUUAACGAACACCAACACGUAUAUGCUCCAAACACUGUGCUUGAAUUAGUCAGGGGUGUGGGAAAAGCUUAUGAUGAAUACUCACCUGAUUUACUAAACAGAAUUUUUCUGACAUUGCAAACAUGCAUGGUUGAAAUCAUGAAAAGAGGAGGAAAUAAUUAUCAUAUCCCACAUAUGAACAAAGAAAGAUUAAUUAGAUUGAAUCAACUGCCGACUUGCAUCGAGUGUGAAGAUGAAGUUUUAAACGCAGGAAAAGAAGCACUUCAAGCACUCAUUCAAAAAGUGAAUGAAGCAAGACGUCUAGCGAAUUAA
Molecule: messenger RNA, 1263 nt
Organism: Papaver somniferum (opium poppy)
Lineage: Eukaryota; Viridiplantae; Streptophyta; Magnoliopsida; Ranunculales; Papaveraceae
Exons: 1
Coding region: 1-1263 (420 amino acids)
Molecular function (GO): nucleic acid binding
Source: RefSeq, a predicted model, not a curated record